GAAUUUUUCAGCGUUUUUUCGUUGACUUCUUUAACUUAUUCACUCUUUUCUCUUUACUCUUCACUCUUCUCUUCACUUCCUUCACUAAUGUCGAUCAAAAUCCUCGUGGUCAAUCCUAACUCCUCCCAGAAAGUUUCGGACAACUUGGCAAAAAUCUUGAGUGCACCUCCACUGGUGGAGUUCACUUUUUAUACUGGUCCAGCUUCAGCACCGAAAGAAAUCAACGGGACUCAAACUUCAAUUGAAUCAGAACAGGUUGUUUUGCCAGACUUACUUGACAAGAACGUCAUUGAGAAAUACGAUGGUUUCUUGAUUUGCUGCUAUUCGGAUCAUCAUUUAAUCCAUUCUUUAGGGAAACACACCAAAAAGCCAAUCUUGGGAAUCAUGCAAGCUACAUUACUCUACAGUCUCCUGAAUCCGUCCUUGCAUAAGCUGUUCAUACUCACCAGUGUGAGUGAAUGGGAACCUCUUUUGGAUCAAGCAAUCAUUGAUUUUAUUGGAACCAGUCAAGAGUUCCCUACUAAAAAAUUCCAAAAAACCAAAGCACUCAAUGUCAGUGUUUUAGACUUGAGCAACGAAGAGGAGUUUGCUAAAAUCAAGAAUCAAGUUGAUCAUUUUGUUAAUGUAGAAUAUGCUAAUGAUCAUAUAGAUUGCAUUUUAUUAGGUUGUGCCGGUAUGGCUGGUCUUGACUCCAAAUUGAGCCAGGCUUUCCCCCAAAUUCAAUUCAUCGAUAGUGUUAAAGUCGGAGUAGAGUUCCUUACUAGCAUUAUAAGGUUCAAUAAGGAGAAUAUCCUUUCUUAAAAUAGUAUAAUAUAGCUAUUUAAUAGAAAAUAAGACCC
Messenger RNA from Hyphopichia burtonii NRRL Y-1933, 839 nucleotides. RefSeq names its product Dcg1p (gene DCG1). The coding region runs from base 88 to 801 and encodes 237 amino acids. The record is from RefSeq and is a predicted model, not a curated record. Lineage: Eukaryota; Fungi; Ascomycota; Pichiomycetes; Serinales; Debaryomycetaceae. The transcript has a single exon.